GCCUGGCCACCGCCUUCCAUCCCUCCAGCCUCCGUUCCUUCAGCUUUCCCGUCGUUGGCGCUCCUACCCACCCUUCCAUCCCUGUGUUUUCCUCUGAUUCCUGUUUGCCUUGCUGGUGCGAACAUGGGCCGGGAGAUUCGCUGCGGUCUGAUGCGCUGAUGUUAUUUUUUUUAAGGUCUUCAAAUAUGAAUCAUGCGUCUGAUAUUCCAUCCGCGUCUGCUCGCUAGCGUCUUAAUCGCACUGCUACCUUCGUUUUCCUCCGCCUCAGUGGUUUCCGUGGAGAAUGAGCGAGGGUCUGCAGCGCCGUGGCAAGAUGCGACAGCAGCCCCGGAGACGACGAGUAGUGGGAACGCUACAAACAGACAGGACAAGGAGGUGGCUGUCACAUACCCCUCACGCCUGGUCUACUACGUGAACGAGGAAGCAGAGAGCGCAUACCAUGACUUGGACACCCGUGCAAGAAACCAGGCAGCUGAAGGCCAGGCCAUCCACUUGGCACAGGCAAGCUUCCAGCUGGACGCGUUUGGUUCUACUUUUACUCUGGAUCUUGCACUAAACAACGAUCUGCUGUCUUCAAAUUAUGUUGAGAUCCACUAUGAAAAAGACAAACCUGUUUUUUCCAAGGGAGGCGAGCACUGCUACUACCAUGGUCAAGUGAGAGGGAAAGAUGCAUCUCAUGUGGCUCUGUCUACUUGCAACGGGCUCCAUGGAAUGUUUGAUGAUGGAGCGUUUGUCUACCUCAUCGCACCCCUGAACCAGACUCAUGCACCGGGCACGGGGCCGAGGCCACACACUUUGUAUCGGACAUCAUCACUCCGAAUGGGCCGCAACCUUGCUGAUUUAGCUACUGAGGACCAGGGGGAGGAUGAGGAGGAGGAAGAACAGAUCUUGUCCGACAUGCCUUGGCUCAGGCGGCGCAGGAGGAGAGCAGUACCACAGAAGGUGUUUGAUGAGAUCAAGUACCUGGAGAUCAUGAUAGUCAGCGACCACAACACGUUUAAGAGACAUAAAAGCAAAAAGCAUACAAGAAACUUUGCCAAGUCAGUGGUGAACCUUGUAGAUGCUAUCUUCAAGGAACAGCUGAACACACGUGUGGUUUUGGUUGCCGUCGAGAUCUGGACAGACAGAGACAGGAUUCCUCUCAGCGUCAAGCCUCUGGACAUGCUAAAAGAUUUCUCCAAGUACCGGCAGCAGAACAUCGGCGUCAAGGCAGAUGCCGUUCAUCUAUUUACGAAUGUCACAUUUCAUUACGGUCGCAGCAGCAUGGCCUACAUUGGAGGAGUUUGUUCUGUAGGGAGAGGAGUAGGGGUUAAUGAGUUUGGCAGCACAUGGACGAUGGCUGCUUCUCUCUCCCAGAGCCUGGCACAGAAUCUGGGCAUCCAGUGGGACCCUGUUAGCAGGAGAAAGGAGUGCGGCUGUAUGGAUUCCUGGGUGGGAUGCAUAAUGGAAGAUACUGGAGUGCAACAUCCUCGCAGGUUCUCCAAAUGCAGCAUUACAGACUUUAAGAACUUCCUGCUUAGAGGAGGAGGUUCCUGUCUUUUCAACAGACCCAACAAGCUCUUUGAGGCUACAGAAUGUGGCAAUGGGUAUGUAGAGGUGGGAGAGGAGUGUGACUGUGGAACCAGGAUGGAGUGCUAUAAAGACUGCUGUAAGAAGUGCUCUCUGUCUAAUGGUGCUCACUGCAGUGAUGGGCCAUGCUGUAACAGCACCUGUCUGUUCCUUCCAAGGGGCUACAGCUGCCGCUACUCUGUGAAUGAUUGUGAUAUUUCAGAGUCUUGUUCAGGAGAUUCAGGACAGUGUCCCCCCAACCUACAUAAGCAGGACGGGUACUCAUGUCAGCUCAACCAGGGUCGCUGUUAUGGAGGUGAAUGCAAGACCAGAGACAGCCAGUGCAAAUACAUCUGGGGUACAAAGGCAGGAGUCUCAGAGAAGCACUGCUAUGAAAAGCUGAACACAGAGGGGACGGAGAAAGGGAACUGCGGGAAAGAUGGAGAGAAGUGGAUCCCCUGCAGUAAACAUGAUGUGUUCUGUGGGUACCUGCUGUGUACCAACAUCGGCAGAAACCCCAGGAUUGGGACGCUAAAAGGCGACAUCACCCCAACCACGUUCAACCAUCAGGGACGUCUGAUAGACUGCAGUGGCGGCCGUGUACUCUUGGAUGAUGACACUGACCUGGGUUAUGUGGAGGACGGGACCGCUUGUGGCCCCUCCAUGAUGUGCCUUGAGCGGAAGUGUGUGCCUAUCUCCUCUCUUAACCUUACAGCCUGUCCUUCCGGACCCAACGGACGCGUGUGCUCUUCACAUGGAGUGUGCAAUAACGAAGCCACGUGCACCUGCGAUGAGUUCUGGGCUGGGACAGACUGCAGCAUGCACGACCCGCGGAAAGAACCACCCGCCGUCGAAGACGAGGGUCCCAAGGUGAGCGUGGCCACUAACAGGCUGAUAGGGGCAGUGGCAGGGACCAUUCUGGCCCUAGGGGUGAUUUUUGGAGGCACUGGGUGGGGAAUAGAAAACGUUAAAAAAAGACGGUACGACCCCAACGCCAGUGGCAUCUAAACGACUGGAGACUUCAGCCUUGCCUGGUUUCCCUUGGGAUUCUGAAAGUGAGCUACCUGCUGGACUAUACCCUCUCCUGCUGCUAACAACCAGUAAUCUUUGCUUGGAAACGAGAAUUAAAUAAGGAAGGCAAAGAUGAGUAGAAUAUUUUUCACACAAAAUCUUGUCCCCAAAGCCUGUACCAGUGCCCUCUACUCUUCCAUGGCUUUUGUACCAUUACCCAGUUUAGGAUGGGUACAUGUUCCUGACUUCCUGGCUUGAUUUUGGCAUGACCAUCCCUGGCUGUGGCACUUGCAUGGCAGUGGAGGGUCAUUAACUUAAAACAAAGAGGGGGGGGAACUGGAGGACUUAUAUUCCUAGAGAAGAGCAAUCUAAACCUGAGCCUACACUGACUAUCCUGCUCUGAUCAUGGAAUCAUUGCAAGGUGGGACUCUUCUAUACUGGUCAUAAGGUCUGAAAAGGGCCUGGAUCUCCUGACCACGCUUCAACAUGAAAAACAAUAAACUCAUUCAAUUUUGAGACAAAUAUGGGAUUUUGGUCUCAUGGUCCCAACAUUGUUUUACAUGGACAUGGAUUUACAAUUUUUUUUUUUCAAGGUUCAGCAUGUUGUACUGCAGACAUUUUAUGCCACAUUAAUGAAAAAAAAACAAUAACCAAUGAACAAAAAGCAUCCAACAAUUUGGACCACAGCUUCUUUUCCUGCUUAAUAAGUUCUCCUUAAUUCGCCCACACUCGCACAAUUUAUUAUAUAUGCCUGGUAAUGUCAAUAACUGCUCCCCUUACUACUUACUAUAAAUGAACCACCAUGUGUGGUCGGUCCUGUCGGUUAAUCGGAGAGCUGCAUGAUGAUUAAAAAAAAAAACCUGCACUGGGAGUGGAGCCAUGUGAAGCCUGCCACGCUUCUUAAGGUAACUGCAUGUCAAAGGAAAAACAGUUAACUUUUACUUACUAUGCAAAAAGGAAAUGUCGCACAAACCCUAUGGAUCGGUACCAUAGAGAAAUGAUACUAACAAUGAAAUUGCUAUCAUUAAGCAGUCUUUUAUAUGCUUGGACAUGUUGGUCUUUUAAAUUACUUCUAUUUAAAAUGAAUGUUUUAAACAAACAAAAGAACUUCAGCUUCUAAAAAUGGAAUAUUUGUUACCAUAGUCAUACUUGUUGGACAGAUGAAUAAAAAAACUUGUAAGUACUCAGUACCGGGUAAUUGAUCGGCUCAGGAGGGGUUUCGUUUAGGGUUUUCAAGGGUUUUCACCACUGACUUGGGGCACCUGAUGUCAAUUCUCAUCUUCUUAAUACUUAAAAUUCAUCUCAUUUUCCCAUGGAAACAUUGACAAAAAAAUAAAGUUAAUAAAACUUAACAAAAAAUUAUUUGUUGAUU
Clarias gariepinus (North African catfish) is the source of this 3931-nucleotide messenger RNA. RefSeq names its product ADAM metallopeptidase domain 23a (gene adam23a). Gene Ontology annotation, molecular function: metalloendopeptidase activity. The transcript has 26 exons. Gene Ontology annotation, cellular component: presynaptic membrane. The record is from RefSeq and is a predicted model, not a curated record. NCBI's taxonomy places the organism in Eukaryota, Metazoa, Chordata, Actinopteri, Siluriformes, Clariidae. The coding region runs from base 193 to 2556 and encodes 787 amino acids. Gene Ontology annotation, biological process: proteolysis.